Molecule: messenger RNA, 3992 nt
Organism: Labrus mixtus (cuckoo wrasse)
Lineage: Eukaryota; Metazoa; Chordata; Actinopteri; Labriformes; Labridae
Product: chemokine-like protein TAFA-5
Exons: 4
Coding region: 851-1228 (125 amino acids)
Biological process (GO): G protein-coupled receptor signaling pathway
Molecular function (GO): receptor ligand activity; G protein-coupled receptor binding
Source: RefSeq, a predicted model, not a curated record
CACACACACACACACACACACACACACACACACACACACACACUUACACACUUUUCUUGGCCCCUUGGUGCCACUUUUCCACCGUGUUGUACCUCACAGGUCCCGGUGUGUCACAGCGUGUGGAUGGAUUUGACACACGUUAUUGUAACCGGUGUGACGUCAGUUCGUGCUGAGAGAGAGAGAGAGAGAGAGAGAGAGAGAGAGAGAGAGAAUCGGUGCAGAUCCCAGCGCAUCUUCAGACCCGGAGGCAGCAGCUGCACCUCUUCCUCCUCCUCCUCCUCCUCCUCCUCCUCCUCCUCGCCUCUUCGGUCCGCGGGGCCACACACCCGGCUGGGAAACGUUCAACAUGCCCGCUGAACUCCUCCAGCCGGGCUCGGUGUCGGUGUUUCCACUUGUGGAGGGAUUUACUCAUACCAGCGGACGAAUUCAGUCCUGAUGGAUCUUGCGCGCUGAGAGCUUGAAGUUAGAGGCUGAAACUGGACAACUUGUUAUCAGGAGCAGGUUUCGUGUGUUCAUGAACAUGUUGUUGUGGGGGUCAUCCCGGGAAUCUGCUGCUGCCGGCUGCCGCUGCGCCCCGUGACGCGCCGGGGAGCGAGGCGAAGAAAAACACCCGGAGAGUCCGGAGAGGGGAAACUAAAACCUCUCUGCUGUUUCAAGGCUUCUUCGUUCAGGAUUUGUCACCCCAGGCGCGUGCGUGGUUUCAUAUCCCGGGGAUGCCUCCCGUGUCUCGGCUCCGUCCUCCUCUGACUCGGCUCGGGAUGGAUGUUGCGCAGUGAGGGGGCUCCAGCCUGCGGAUAAUCACUCUCUGGACUUUUUUUUUGGCUCCUCGUGCUGCUCGUGGAUCUCCCUCAUGCAGCUCCUCCGGCUGGCCUGGGCUCUGACUGCAGCUGCGGUCUGCUUCCUGCUCCUGCUGCUCCUCCACAGCCAAGUCCUCCGGGAAGGUCAGCUGGCAGCAGGGACCUGUGAAAUCGUCACUCUGGACCGGGACAGCAGCCAGCCGAGGAGGACCAUCGCCCGACAGACGGCUCGCUGCGCCUGCAAAAAGGGACAGAUCGCCGGGACGACACGAGCCAGACCAGCCUGCGUCGACGUUAGCAUCGUGUGGACUCGACAGUGGUGUGACAUGACUCCGUGUUUGCACGAUGAAGGCUGUGAUCUCCUGGUCAAUCAGUCGGGCUGGACCUGCACGCAACCAGGGGGACGAGUCAAGACCACCACGGUCUCCUGACAGCGGCGGCAGGAACAGACGCUCCCCAGAGACAGACUGGGUCCCAUCGUCCAUCGCCCAUCAUCGCCAAGCGGAGCAUCCUCUGCCGCAGCAUCAGCCGCUAUCAGAGCCGCGGGGCGAGACGACGACACUCCCUGCUUCACGCAUGGCGGGUGACCCGAGGAGGCUGCAGCCUGAAGACACAAAAAAUGAAAGUGACUCCUUUUAUUUUCCUGGAGGUCUGAAAGGCAGAUCAUGACAAGCUGCUGGAAUCGAUCGCUUUUGUUGGCACAAACUCUGUUUCGUUUUUACAGACCAAAGAUGAACAGAGCCGACAAAGAGACGUUUUUUUUAAGCGGGGCAGAGACUUUCAGAAUCCCCCUCUCUUAACAACCGUAAAGAAACAUGUAAAGAAACGAACACAUUGUGAUAUAAUACAGUAAGUGACUUAAAUGAGCAACGUAAAAAUGUAUACGCGUUAAAGAUAACACAUGUAUCUAUCCGAGGAGAGACAGCGCUGUUGAUGUUUCUGUUGGGACGGAGAAGCCGUUCAUAUGCUGGGUGUCAGUCGAGUGGAGAAGGGGAGAAAUCAUUUCAGACAUUUUUACGAUGGAACAUAAAACUUUGUGCACCUUCAGAGACACCAGAAGGUGUGAUUUAGAGACAAGAGGCAGGACAACCAGGCCAUGAAAACAUCUAACAUGGCAACUAGAAGACUUCAGUAGUUAAAACAGUUAUAGAUGAAUAAAAAACACAGACAGUAAAUAAAAGAGAGACAAUAAAAUGUGCCAUAAAAGGUUUUUCCAACCUCAUUUUGAAGAUAUUUUAUGGAUUAAAAUAUCACUCAGUUUCUCAUAAUUGUGUAAAAAUGAUUUAAUACCAAAAAGCUGAUCGCCAAAAAGCCGGUAAACUGGACCGUCACCCCCAAUUUCCACAAACAUAGACAGUCAGCGCCGCAGUUCGCUGCCACUCUAGUCAAUGAUUGAGUUUCCACAGCGAGUGCCGCGGUCCGUCUCUUGGAGCGUGCCACCAGCUCCACUACGCUCUGCUCCGUUUCAAAUACGCUGCGGGUCUAUUUUGGACAGAGCACGCUGCAGGCACGCGUCAAACUGGACGGAAUAUGACAUUCCGGACAGGAAGUCAGAUAAGGAAACGCACAGAGAUUCCAGUCAAUUUCCAAAUAAAACACAAUAACCGGACUCACGAUCAUAUUUGCUCCGCUACGCUCACGUUCCAGAAACGAAUCCAGUGGGGCAGGGUGCACGUUGUCUGACGCAUGGAGUAUGUUUUGAUUUGGGGUCAUAGUGGAACAUCCUGAUUAAAUUCAUCAACGUACAAUUAACAGAUUUAAGAUGCCUGAAGUUUUGCGAGCAGCACAGCUGUAGGAAUGGGAAUCCGUCAGUCUGUUAGGCACUUUGCUCCUGAUUGAAGUGUCUUAAAAAUGCUUAAAUGGAUUGGCAUGAAAUUUGGUACAGAUGUUCAUGUUGCCAGGAGAAUUUAUUUUACUGACUUUGGUGAUCCACAGACUUUUACUGUUUCGCCACCGUGAGAUGGAAUCGAUGGUGUUUGGUGGAAUGUCUCAACAAAUAGUGGAUCAACUUAGAUAACGUUAGAUUUUCAUGGUUUGGUUGAUAUUAUAUAAUGUCAGUGGUGUGACUUAUCUUUUCCUUCUACACCUUGUUGCCAUAGCAACAUAUCUUAGUUAAUUUUGCAUUUCCAAAGGCUGCUACCAAUGGGCACUUACCCAAAUUCCCUGGAUGCUACACCUAUUAAAGCAACCAAAUAUGCAAGUAUGCUAUAAGCUCAGUAGCUAGAUCCAACAUCCAAUUUUGAACAUAACCGUAUCUACCAUCUAGUUAGUAAACUACUAGUGGGAUUGAGAUAGACUGAAUGUUCCACAUCGGCUGCAACCAUCUCAUCAGCCAUGUUUUCAAACCAUAGAAAUCUGUGGAAAUAUGAGUGAAAAAGAUGCAUCUGCAAAGAAACAACAAAAUUACCAGCUAGCACAUUUCUGGUCCCCAGGCCCUCUAGCACCAUCAAUAUUUUAACUUGUCCAAUACUUUUGUUCAUGAUAAUUACCAUCAAUAAUUAUAGCAUUCAUAGAAGUGUUGGCUGUACUUUGUAUUUUAAACAUAUUGGUAAAUAUUAGCAUUUUAAAAUGUAAGUUGGUGAACAAGGUCAACCGUACGCCUAGCAUUGACGUUAGCAUUGUGAGCAUGUUAGCAUGCUGAUUUGGCUUAUAUUAUGCCUACAUGCAGCAUUUGUCAGCUGUUAGCAUGACUGUAGAUUCUGGGUGGGGAAUUCAUGAAGAAUUGAUUGCACCAGGUUGCUGAUCCUGCACCCUGAUUGUGCAAAUUUGCAACAGAUUUCUGCCUGCUGCAGAGUCCAAUUCACUCACAACAUGCUGAUGAGAUUUUCCAGGUGACUGAAUCUGCUCACACAAGUCAACUCAAUUAUCCAUGAGGCACGACGAUCCCUUAGCCGACAAUCAUAGCUGCCUGACUGCAAGACAGCAUGGUUGUUCCCCCCCACCCCCACCCCCGAUUAAAUGUGCUAUACAUUCCAACUCUCUAAAAACUACAUAUUUGGGCUGGAUUUUUAAAAUUGGACUGAUCUUAAACUAAAUUUCUGCACAAUCAUCAAAUUUCAAUGUGUGCCCACCCAGGAGCCCUUAAAUGCAGUUGGCUUGUCAGUUUUUUUUUGUCAGUUGUUCGGGUUUUGCAAAAGAAGCUUAUAAUCUUCUAGUAAAUUUGUACCUUUUUCAUGUUGGUUAUGCAGUUAAUUC